Branchiostoma belcheri (Belcher's lancelet) is the source of this 2905-nucleotide messenger RNA. RefSeq names its product mediator of RNA polymerase II transcription subunit 16-like. The record is from RefSeq and is a predicted model, not a curated record. The transcript has 14 exons. Gene Ontology annotation, cellular component: mediator complex. The coding region runs from base 1 to 2502 and encodes 833 amino acids. Gene Ontology annotation, biological process: positive regulation of DNA-templated transcription. Gene Ontology annotation, molecular function: protein binding. NCBI's taxonomy places the organism in Eukaryota, Metazoa, Chordata, Leptocardii, Amphioxiformes, Branchiostomatidae.
AUGGACGUGGUGUAUGUGAGUGAUUGGGAGAAACAUGACCAGGUCAGGUCCUACGUCCUGCCCACUCCGUAUGUCUGCUCCUGGUCAUGUAGGAACAUCCUAGCGUUUGCAGGACCUGUACAGGGUCCGUGGACUGACCCUUCACUGGUCCGCCCUAUCCAUGUGGUUGACCCUGACCGACCUUGGGACGUGCACAGCUUCAGUACACAGCAUGGAGAGGACAUCGUGGCGUUAGAGUGGGACCCAUCAGGCACACAGCUGCUGUCUGCUGAGAGGUUUGGUGAGGUGAAGCUCUGGUCCAUGAAGGACUACCUGGUGAAUGAUUGGCACCUGGUGACCUCAGUUGACCUUGACGGAGAGGAGAUCGUGACCUUGCAGUGGCUCCAUGUCGGAGGUCGUCUGACCUUGAACAACAUGAACAUGAACUCUACUGUCUUCAACGAGAAAAUCACGCACCAGAGUUACACGCCGUCUCUCUCAGAGUUUGGAGGGAAGGCCUGUAACGGCUGGGUGGCUGUAACAGCGACUGGUAUGGUGUAUAUCACUGCACUGAGCAAAGAAGGAACGCCGACAACCGUUAGCGAAUGUUUGGGCAACGUGCGUUCUCGUGUUGUGGUAGCGGACGCCGCAUUCACCGUGAAAGGUUUCGUGAUCAUCGCGUUGUCGGAUGGAAACAGCAUGUCCCCGGUGAAGUUUUACAAACUAAAGCUGAGUAACGCGAAUGAGAAAUGCACCAUGCACAUCGAACCUUUGCCCAGCUUCUUCCUACGCUGCGCUGUGGACCCCAACAAGAAGGACAAAUACACCAACGUCACGCACGUCAAGUUUGAGCAUCGGGAAGGUGUAGAGCAGGUUGUGGUUGUUGUAUCAGGGACCAACUCCAGCACCAUUGAGGUCUGGGGCCUGAGGAAUGAACCGGUCACGCUCCAUAAGAUCUUCCAGCCUGCUGCUCCUGCAGGGAAACAGCCCAUGGCGGUGAAGUGGGGUUCCCUUACAACCAUCGCUGAUCGACCGCUUGUUACAGCACUAGCCGUACCCAAGUUACCGGUGCAAUCCAGUAACCUGAUAGAGAGUAAGGGUUAUGACACAAAGUUCUUCAACGGCAGUGCGCUGGCAAUAGCAUUCCAGGAUGGGAACAUCCACUUGGUACAGAGAUUGACCCUGCACACGCUGGCGAUGUUCAGUCUGGACUCGUGGCAGCGCGGUCUGGAGGAGACGGUUGCCAAGCGACAGCGCCUCUCGCUGUUCCGCUACCUCUCCUGCUGCGAGCUGUCCGGUACCUGCUGCGGCAUGAUGGGAGUUGACCCCGGUGGUCGGCUGUACGUGUUCCGCCUGACCCCGUCGCUGACCCAGAACGUUGACCCUUCACUGCCGAUCAGACACGUGGUCUCACUGCUGGAGUACUGUAUGCUAUCAGGUUGGGACUGUUGGGAUGUGUUACUAGUGGUGGCACCAGGGAUGGUAGAAUCUGUGAUUGACAAGUUGACAGACAACUAUCACCAGCAGAACCCUGCGCUGCAGCAGAUCCACCUCACUAGGUUUGUGGCCAUCAAGGCUGCGCUGUACAGAUUGACCAAUAACGGUGGAGGAAAGUCAGCUGAUUGUUACGCCAAGCUCCUGCUGAAUGCCAUCUCCUCGUCUCUGAAAGCCCUCCUGCGACCGACACAGCUCGGGAGUCAGGAUCGUGGUCCGGCAGAGAAACUUGCUGUUCUCUGUAGCAAAAGUACAGAGACAGAUUUAGACAAGGUCAUGAUAAACCUGGAGACGAAGGAGUUUGUGAUCGAGCCGGCGACGCUUCAGUCGCUGCAGCAGCUGAUCCAGUGGGUGGGCGACUUCACGCUAUACCUGCUGUCUCUGCUGCCCACACAGCAAGGUAUGCCAAACCGAGUUGGGUCCACCCUUCUUCGUGACGCCCAGUUUCUACAGAUGUUACGAGAACUCCUGGUCAUGGUUCGCAUCUGGGGCCUGAUCAAGUCCAGCUGUCUGCCUGUCUUCACGGCGACCUCGGAUAACCUGGACAGCCUGCAGCUGCUGUUCAAGCUGCUCACCAAGGCAUGGAUGUGCGCCAAGGAGGAGAGACUCUCCAUUGACUGGGAUGACUCGUUAGUUGAUGAGUGCUGUCUGCUGCCCAGUCGGAUGCUGGUCCCUAACCUGGACUCUCCACCCCCCGCCGAGGGAAUAAUGGCACGACCCCAGAGCAAACAGCCAAUCCUGGUGCAAGUUGGGAAUGCACCCAGCCAGACCAUGCCCCACAUGAUGUCCUACCCGUCGUCUGACCCGAUGUGGCGCUCCGGAGGUGAACACCUGUCACACGACGUGGUGCGCAGGGUACACCUGGGCGUAUCACCUGCAGAGGACGUCAAGCAGUGCAGCAGGUGCUCCUCCACCUCCCUACUGAAGUCCUUUGCGAAGACGUCAGCCCAGAAGGCGUGGGACCAGCGGUGGGCACGGCAGUGUCUGUGUGGCGGGCUGUGGAGGAAAGUGACAGAAGAUGACGACUGACAACCGAAAAAUCCAGAACCAUUUUUAUAGAUUACUGACAGUAAAAAGUGGAUGCUACUUGAAACGUCUGACAGUUUUAAAGAUACUGUACAUCCAAUUGCUUCAGUGACUGUUUCUCAUUACCUGGAUGUCUAACCUUCACUGAAAUAACUUUUGUUGUUUCUGGUGGAAAGUAUCAUAAGGUAACAUUGUAACUUCCAACACAAAAGAAUCAGUAUUUAUCGAACGUUUCUGACAAUGAAAAGUCAGAUUUUGUCAAAGAAUAAAUCCAUGACUGAGUUCCUUCCACAUAUCAUGGACACGUGGCUCAAAACUUGAACUUCAAGACAUUUCCAUUCAUAUGAACUUGGCCAAUUCCAUUCUCCUAACAAAAAAAAAAUAAAAUAUGUUUUAGUGACGCUGA